AUGCCGAGCUCAAACUCCUCCAACCCGCGCCGGCUAGCAUCGCUCGAAUCUUCCACAAAUGCGCAGCCGGAUCACCCAUCUGACACGCAGGAUCAAUCCAGGAAACACCUUCGACGCCAAUUUCAGGAGCAAUGCCUGCAGCCAUCCGGCCUUGCUCGCGCGUCUGCUCGCGAUCGGCGCGCGGAAGCCUGGCUCGAGCUGCUCGGCAUCUCUCCGGAGAGGAUCCACUCACACACGAAAUCGGCGUUGGAAGCUGCCUCCAUCGACGAGACCGUGGCACUCCCUUCAUCCUCAAAGAGCGCUCCCAGCAUCAUCGAUGAUACGCUCAACGCCUCUGUGCCCUUGGACAAGGACGGCUGGCAGCUGGCCGGCAGCGACAUACUCGAUCACUCACUUCCAACAGACAGCGACGCAGGUGGCAGCGACCAUCGAUCCACUGUCACCGCUGCACGAUCCAAAGCAACAAACUCCGAGUGGAAGGUCGUCGAGUCGAAAAAGACCAAGAGACGCAAAGGCGGCCAAUCUGCAACCUCUCAGUCCCCCACGGCAUCGCCUGACCUCGCGCACUCCCCGCGGAUGAGCACUGGGCCGAGCGACACGUCAAACCCGUCAAGCCCUUUCAUUUCCCCACAGUCGGCAGAUACGUCCGUCACUGCGACGCCACCCGACGAAACAUUACCUCCCACGUCACCACCGCCUCACCAGCCGCGCUUCCCGAAUCUAUCCGAGAGAGAUGUGGAGCAGGUGGCCAAGGAUGUCGACCGCAGCUUCAUCGGUCCUGCCUUCAAGAACGUUUUCAAGUCCCAAGCUGAGGCUCAAGAGGAGAGGUCGCUGCGCCGAAAGCAGCUCACACACCUCGUCCUAACCACCCUCUCCCGCCAUCCCACACUGCACUACUUUCAAGGCUACCACGACAUCCUCUCGGUAGUCCUUCUGACGCUGGCCUCGACAUCUCCACUGGCUUCGGCCUCGGGGCUGUUUGCGAACGACGAGCAGGAGGCGCUGGUUGAGCUCGUAGCCGAGCGAAUCAGUCUGCAUCUCAUCCGCGACAGCAUGACACCCGAUCUGCUCCCCGUCAUGGGCCAACUCAAGGUCCUCGGCAACCUGCUGCGCUUGUGCGAUCCACCACUCGCCGAGCUCGUCGACCGUGCCUCGCCACUUCCGUUCUUUGCGCUGCCCUGGCUGCUGACCAUGCUCACGCACGAUGCACCCAACGUCGCCGUCAUGCAGCGCGUGCUCGAGUUCGUCAUUGCUCACGGGCCGGCGUCGGCGAUAUACGUAUGCGCCGCCGUGGUCAGGUCGAGAAGGGACGAGAUCCUCGCCAUGGAUGCGGACGAGCUGGACGACCCGGCGAUGCUCCACGCGAUUCUCAGCAGGCUCCCGCGCAUCAUACCCGAUGGAGACGACCAGCGCUCCGACAGAAGUGGACCGGAAGGCUUGGCGGAGGAGGCGAGCAUGUAUACUGAUCCGGACGUCGAACUGCCAAGUCUGGCGUCAGACCGGGCGCUCGCAGCGUCGCAUGAGGAAAAGGAAAUUGUCAAAGACAGCGGAACAUCGAUCUCGUCGCUGCUGCAAGAAGCUGUACAGCUGAUGCGCCGCUUCGAGCUCGACUCGGCCGACGUUGGUGCGCACACCAUCAUGGGGCCCAAGAGCGUGCUCUUCACGUGGUCUUCGACGUUCACGCCCGCCAGGUCUGCGCACGAUACCGAGUGGGCAGAGAUGGAUGCUGCUGCGGAAGCUGCGCUGAGCGGGCCGACUGACGCGGUCGUGCUCGACCCGCAUCCGCCUCAGCCGGAAGCGCCGCCGGGGAGCGACGAGAAACCAUCGCCGCUGCCGCCGGCGCACGUUGGCGCGCACCACGCACGCACGCUCGCGCUCGUCGGCAUCAGCGGCAUCCUCGUCGCUGCACUCUGGACCGCCUCGCAAACCGCGCCCAACGCCGCCAUGUCCAACGACCAAACCAAACGCGUGCUCACGCUCAUCGUCUCGCUCCUCUCCAACUUUGGCCGCGUCGUCGAUGCCUAG
Molecule: messenger RNA, 2025 nt
Organism: Moesziomyces antarcticus
Lineage: Eukaryota; Fungi; Basidiomycota; Ustilaginomycetes; Ustilaginales; Ustilaginaceae
Exons: 1
Coding region: 1-2025 (674 amino acids)
Biological process (GO): positive regulation of GTPase activity; endoplasmic reticulum to Golgi vesicle-mediated transport
Cellular component (GO): endoplasmic reticulum membrane
Molecular function (GO): GTPase activator activity
Source: RefSeq, a predicted model, not a curated record